Messenger RNA from Onthophagus taurus, 1963 nucleotides. It is a transcript of the gene Pex13, whose product is annotated as peroxisomal biogenesis factor 13. Gene Ontology annotation, cellular component: peroxisomal importomer complex; peroxisome; peroxisomal membrane. Gene Ontology annotation, molecular function: protein binding. Gene Ontology annotation, biological process: protein import into peroxisome matrix, docking. The record is from RefSeq and is a predicted model, not a curated record. NCBI's taxonomy places the organism in Eukaryota, Metazoa, Arthropoda, Insecta, Coleoptera, Scarabaeidae.
CGCCGUGGGAGUGCGUUUAAAAUUAAUUGAACUUUGAAACGUCAAAGUAAUUUACGUCUGUCAAGAAAUUGUUGUUGCGCGAGUACAAGAUAAAUAAGAGUAUGAUCGAGAACGUUUUGUGAUAACUGAUAACGUAAAGUGCAAGUUCGUUUCGUUUCGGCUCAGUGCGAUUUUUGUUGCGGAAGUCGUCGCAUCGUGAUCGUUCACUCGUAAAAAUGAGUGCCCCAAUAAAACCAUGGGAAUCGACUACUUUAAACAAUAGUGCGAACAUAAUGCGUUCCAGCAACCCCAACCCUGCUAUACCACAAAUGGGGACCUCAACAACUCGACCUGCUUUACCUCCACGUCCCAUGCAAAAUUCGUAUGGCGUUGGAGGUUAUGGAAGUAGUUAUAGUAGCCCAUAUUCUUCAUACGGAGGAAUGGGCGGAUAUAGUAGUAUGCCAUAUCGUAGUUCCUUAUAUGGAGGUUACGGAGGAGGUUAUGGUGGUUACGGCGGUUAUAGCAGUUAUGGUGGACUAGGAGGUUAUGGUUCUUCUUACGGUGGAUUAGGAGGAUACGGUUCUUACGGUGGUUACGGUGCAGGUCCAUAUGGUAGAGAUAACGCAGAAGAACGUUUUGUACAAUAUGUCGAAGAACGAUCACGAAACACCUUUUCGAACAUUGAGAAUCUCGUUCGUGCAUUUAGUAGCAUCUCCAUGAUGCUAGACAACACGUUUUUCGCUAUGACGAGUUCGUUUCGUGCCGUGUUAAGUGUCGCAGAAAAUUUUGGACGUUUACGAAGCGUUUUCGCGCAAAUUUGGUACUCUGUUAGUAUAUUCCGGUUUUUGAAAUGGUUACACAACAAAUUAAGAGCUAUGAUGGGGCUUCCGGUGGCAGCAAACGCAAAAUCAGCCGCGUGGAGUGAAGCGGCGAAUGGUACGGUGGCGGAAUUAACGGAAGGUGGUCAGAAAGGGUCUAAUUGGUCAACGGUGGCGUUUUUGGGGGCAAUUCUUGCUGCUCCCUAUUUAAUUAGUAAAUUGUUACCUAAAUAUGAAGAUAAAUGUGAUCCAGAAAAAUGGAAAUCAGCAGGAAUCCGAGCAAAGGCAGCUUUUGAUUUUGUAGCAACAUCACAAAACGAACUUACCAUAAACACAAAUGACGAAGUGCUCUUGGCUCCAAAACACAUCCAAGAAGAAAUGAGACUGUACAACACCGGAUGGGCAUUUGCGACAUGCAAUGGAAGAUCGGGAGUUGUCCCACUUAAUUAUUUGGUUACAAUGAAAAAUGUUAAUAACAAUAAACCAAUACCUGCGGUUAGCUUUCCAGCACAAAACAUAGAAACGACGCAGAUUCCAGAAAGUAGUAAUAAACCGAAAAGCGUUAGUUUUGGUGGAACGCAAUUUAUUGAACCGGAAACGUCCUCAAAUUCGGCGUUGAUUGAAAGUUUAGAUCCGGCUGCGUUUAAAGCAAAACAAGAAGAAGAAAGUAAAAAGAUUUUGGUAGAGGAAAAAACUAAUUUAGGCGAAUUAGUCAAGGAUGGUAUUAAUGAAACGGUUGAAUUGGAUGAUAAAUCUAAAGAUACUUAGUUAUAGAAAACAAAAAUGAUGGGUUAUGGAUCUAAUUAGUGCCUCAAUUUUUGUUUUAACCAUUUAAACGGAAUGAUGUUUUUGUAUAUUGUUCAAAUAAAAAUUCAGGAAUUUGUAAAGGUUGUAAGAAUAAUUAUAAGACGGAUAAAUUAAUUAUAAAAAUCACGCAACGUCAAACCAAGUAAAUUGUAUUCGUAGAUAUUCCUUGAGCGCUAAGACGAUAUUAUCAAUUUUUUGUAUUUGUGAUUAAUUUUUUUUUCUCAAUGUUUGUUGUAUUUAUAAUCUUAGAGUAAGCGUAAUUUUCUUACUAUUAUGUACAUAUUUUUAUAUUGUUAAAACAUAAAGACUUUAAUGUGGUAAAAUGAGUUUUAAAUAAAUAAAACUUCAAAAGAAAAGCA